GGGGGGAGUGAGAACUGAGAAAGAGAGAGAAAGAGAAAGAGAAUGGCAGGGAGGUCUUGUUACAGAGAUGUGUUGCCCUUUGUAGCCAUGGUUACAGUGGAGAGCACCAACGUUGGCUUAAACAUCUUGUUCAAGUCAGCAACCUCAAGAGGGAUGAGUAACUAUGUCUUCAUUGUCUACUCUUAUGCCUUUGCCACUGUUCUUCUUCUCCCUCUUCCUUUCGUAUUUCCCAGCAGAACAAGGCUUCCUCCAUUUGAGCUCUCUCUUAUAGUGAAAGCUUUCAUCCUUGGAUUCAUUGGGUUUAUGGCAAAUAUAUGUGCAUAUAAAGGUAUAGAUUACAGUUCACCAACUCUUGCUUCAGCUAUCAGCAACCUCACGCCGGCUUUUACUUUCAUACUUGCCAUCAUCUUCAGAAUGGAAAUGCUGAGUAUGAGAAGCACUAGCACACAAGCCAAAGUCAUUGGUACUUUAGUGUCAAUAUCAGGUGCUCUGGUGGUGGUUCUCUAUAGGGGCCCAAUAGUUCUAUCCACUGCAUCAGAAAAGGAUUGGGUAAAAGGUGGCCUAUUACUUACUGUUGGGUACCUUCUGUUCUCUACCUGGUCUAUACUUCAGACACAUAUUAUGAAGACAUACCCGGCUGAGCUAGUUUUGGCACUGUUAUACAACUUGUUUGGAACAAUUGUAUCAGCACCAUUUUGUGUACUAAUAGCUGAAACAAACUUAAGUGCCUGGAGACUAAGGCCUGGGGUAGCGUUGGCUGCCAUUAUAUACUCGGGGAUCUUUAGUUCAGCCUUGAGCACCGUUGUUAAGACAUGGAGCCUAAACUUGAAAGGUCCUGUGUAUGUAUCAAUCUUCAAGCCCUUGUCAAUUGUCAUUGCUGCUGCAUCCAGUGUAAUAUUCCUCGGCGAUGAUCUCUUUCUCGGCAGUAUUAUUGGAGCUGUAAUGAUAUCCAUAGGAUUUUAUGGGGUGAUAUGGGGAAAGACAAAGGAAGAAGAAAAGAUGGAUCAAGAAUAUGGCUUUGAUAGCUUGAGAGAGUCACAUAGUUGUGAGGCACCAUUAUUGGAAACCUACAAAGCUGAAAGUAUGUGACUUUUGUUGUAAAUAUUUAUUAGUUAGUGGACAUUCUUGUAAUUAGCUUAUUAGAGAUAUUUUUGUAAUUUACAUACUGAUUUCAUCACUAUAUAAGAGAUAGUUUUAUACUCAAUAAGAU
This is a messenger RNA of Fragaria vesca subsp. vesca, 1210 nucleotides long. RefSeq names its product auxin-induced protein 5NG4-like. Gene Ontology annotation, molecular function: transmembrane transporter activity. Gene Ontology annotation, cellular component: plasma membrane. The transcript is spliced from 7 exons. Bases 43 to 1089 code for a protein of 348 amino acids. NCBI's taxonomy places the organism in Eukaryota, Viridiplantae, Streptophyta, Magnoliopsida, Rosales, Rosaceae. The record is from RefSeq and is a predicted model, not a curated record.